Messenger RNA from Desarmillaria tabescens, 2526 nucleotides. RefSeq lists its product as uncharacterized. Gene Ontology annotation, molecular function: microtubule binding. The transcript has 8 exons. Bases 1 to 2526 code for a protein of 841 amino acids. Gene Ontology annotation, biological process: nuclear migration along microtubule; mitotic spindle orientation checkpoint signaling; establishment of spindle localization. Gene Ontology annotation, cellular component: cell cortex; spindle pole body; mating projection tip. Lineage: Eukaryota; Fungi; Basidiomycota; Agaricomycetes; Agaricales; Physalacriaceae. The record is from RefSeq and is a predicted model, not a curated record.
AUGUCUCCUCUCAGUUCAUCCUCUUCAAGAAUAUCUAUGUCUACGUUGCCUUCAUGCUCUAAUACUGUAUAUGCACCAAAUACCGCCGCCUCAACAUCCAGUCUCUCUGAAUACUCGACCAAUAUAUCCCAGGACAGAACGGAUGAAGAUAACGCCACUAUAACGCCCGGUCAAAGUUCUGCAAAGAAGGAGGGAAAGCGGAGGAGUGAGGACGAGGAUCCGUCCGCCGUACUGCCCGCCCUCGUUGUAUCCUCCCAAAUGACGGCGACAUCCCUUACCAUCGCCGAUAUCCAGGCGCGAAUAUUUUCCAUUCAGGAACUUCGACACAAAAGUCAAGAAUCAAGCGAUGCAACGAAGACCACCAACACUAUCGACCAGUCUCUCAUGGCUCUUGACGAAAAGUUAGAAGCUGUCUCCAAGGAAAUGAAGUUCAUCGCAGAUGCUAUGGGACCACUUCUUCAGGUUUCUUCCACUCCGACGCUUUCAGAGGAUGGGGAAGCCAGUGAAACCACCAUGAUGAUUCGGAAGCAUGCCACGCUGCUCGCAGAUUGGGAAAAUGUCCAAGAUGAAAGCGAUACGCUGCGGGAGGAACUCAAGGAAGACAAAUGGCUAACAGUCUUCAGAACAGUUACGGACCAGGCGGAUGGUAUGAUGUCCAGUCUUGAAAAGGCUGUUAAUCGGUGUCAGGACUUCAUCUGGAAAGUCUAUAGAAGAGAUGAUCUGGUUUCAUACUUUCAAUUACCACCAUCUUCCUCCAAUGGGAAAGACAGCUCACCUCCCAGCCUUGAAGUCUUCAAUUCGCUUCUUGAUUCAUUUGAAGCGAAGAAGAAACACUACAUGCCUGCUACAUCUAAGGUCCUUUCCAUCAUCGACAAAGGUGUAAGAGACCGAGUUACGAAGAACGGAGAAACUUUGCGGAGACACUCAGAUUCUGCCCAACGCUGGCGUAAUCUUCGUGAAAGAAUAACUCGAACCGAUGCUGAGAUGGAGGCCGUGCGAAAACUUCUUUUGUCCGGGGACGCUCUCAGUGAGGGCGGUUCUAGCCACUCUGGGACACCAUCAUCGUCGCAAAAUGGCUAUUUAAUGACACCGCCCAGUGGUUCUCGCUCAUCAAGAGCGCCCAGUGCAACAAGUACAUUAUCACGCUCUAUAUCUCCUUUCAGGAAGUUUGCUCGUAAGAUCACACGCUCGUCGCGUCAGUCGCAGCCGCCUGCUCCAGUCACUCCAGUCACACCCCUCAGGCGAAACGGAGCUCGGACUCCCUCCUCGGAACCAGUGCCCAGUCAAGCUUCACGACAACAGAGGGCGAACCUUUUCUCUUCAGUGCGAGGUGGCCAGCCUCCUACUCCCAUCACACCGGAUCGUCCGGGACAUAAGUACAGUCAAAGCUUGACACCAGAUUCUUCUCCUCGGAACUCCAACAAAGCAGAUACUAUCGGACGAAAGGCUGCGGGCAAAGCGCCGUGGAAUAGUUCGACGAAAGUCACUGCUGAAGAGCGGACGUUGACCGUGAAAGGAACACCGACCAAACGCACACCUUCUGCGAUGGGUAUAUAUAACGAUUUACCUCCAAUUCCUACUCCUAGCAAACGCAGUGUAUCGCGGGCCUCGAUGGCAUCGUCACGUCCAUGGUCUCCCUUGACAUCUUCUGUGUCAACCUCACAGUCACAGUCAUCCAAUCAUCCUCCAAUGCCAACUUUCCGACCUCCUUCGCGAGCGCAGACUCCCUCACGCGCAUUCACGCCCGGUCCGGCACCACCAACACCACGACCACGACCAAGGACGCCAAGCCACAUACCAGCGCCGUCUCAUAAACUGCGGAGCUUGGGAUCAGAUGGUGCUUGGGAUCACGGCGACAGCAAUGCUACGUUGAUGCACAGAGCAAUGCCACCGAGCCGCUCUAUGAUUCCGCUUCCUACCGUACAUCUAUCAUCGCCAACGCGACCAUCGACGUCGCUUUCAAGUUAUGGCCGCGACAGUCCGACGGGAACGUUCCGGGCGGCCGCUGCUCGUGCACAGACGCCAGAAUCUGCCCUGCGCUCCCGAGUGAUGAAUAUUCCAAUCUACCACGGCACGGCGACAUCGCGAACUCCGCGGCCGUCGUUGCAGAGUAAACUUCCACCCUCAAGCUUCCGAGAUGGGUCAAGCCGUGCUCCUUCGCGCUCUGGCUCGCGUGCUGGGGCAUAUACGCCAGGCAUGGACAAUCCCAUCCAUGAAUAUGUGCCCGGAAACCCGAAAGACCCACUUGAUGUUGAGGUGGGGAUAAUUGUUAAUUCGAUACCGCAUGGAUUGCUUGUGGAGAGAGUGGAUCCUCCUUUGAAGAAGAUUCCAAAGGACGGAGAGGAGAUCAAAGCCCAGUAUUCGUUCUCCAACGCACUCAGCAAGAAAGUUGUAACAUGCCGGCUGACGACGUUGACGAGGCUUGGGAAGGGUACUUCUGACACGACGAAGAAGGUUAUGUGUCGCGUUGGAGGAGGCUGGCAAGACCUCAGUCACUACAUUUUAAAUCGUCAGGCUGGGAUGUAG